Molecule: messenger RNA, 2310 nt
Organism: Hevea brasiliensis (rubber tree)
Lineage: Eukaryota; Viridiplantae; Streptophyta; Magnoliopsida; Malpighiales; Euphorbiaceae
Product: subtilisin-like protease SBT5.4
Exons: 11
Coding region: 1-2310 (769 amino acids)
Biological process (GO): proteolysis
Molecular function (GO): serine-type endopeptidase activity
Source: RefSeq, a predicted model, not a curated record
AUGUUGGAAGCAAAAUUGAAGAUUUCAAUUAUUUUCUCUUUAUUUCUUUUCAUCCUUCUGCACAUUCCGUCUCAUGCUGCCAAACAGUCUUAUAUAGUAUACCUGGGACAACAUUCCUUUCCUCAGGGCAGUACAAUUUUUUAUGAUCAGAAAGUGUCACAGUCACACCAUGACUUGCUGGCCACAUUAUCUUAUAGUGGGAAGCCGGAAGAGGAGCAACCUGAAAUUUUUUACUCUUACAAUAGAGUUGUGAAUGGUUUUGCUGCAAUACUUGAUGAGCAACAAGCAGAACAGCUUAAAAAUCAUCCGGGUGUCCAAUCAGUUAUGUUGAACAGAAAAUAUGAACUACACACAACACAUUCAUGGGAUUUUCUUGGAUUAGAGAACAAUAAUGGAGCAGCUACAAAAAACUCAAUUUGGAAAAAGGCAAAAUAUGGUGAAGGUGCCAUUAUUGCAAAUUUCGACACAGGUGUUUGGCCAGAAUCAGAGAGCUUCAACGAUGAAGGGACGGGUCCCAUGCCAUCAAGAUGGAGAGGAUUUUGUCAGAGCGAAGGUGGAGUUCGCUGCAACAGAAAGCUUAUAGGAGCAAGGUACUUUUACAAAGGCCUUAAUGCAGCAAUUGGCCCUAACAAAACUGAACUAUCUGCACGGGACACUGACGGCCAUGGCUCCCAUACCUUAUCCACAGCUGGUGGCAGCUUUGCCCCUAGAGCUAGUAUCUUUGGUUAUGGCAAUGGAACAGCUAAAGGUGGAUCACCAAAAGCUCGAGUGGCUGCUUACAAAGUCUGCUGGCCUGCCGGCUGUUAUGGAGCAGAUAUCUUGGCUGCAUUUGAUGCCGCCUUAAGUGAUGGAGUCGAUGUGAUCUCAUUAUCAUUAGGUGGGGCUGGUGAGAUAGAUUAUUCUAUUGAUACAAUAGCUAUUGGAGCCUUAACUGCCAUUCGUAGAGGGGUUAGUGUAGUUGCCUCAGCUGGUAAUGAUGGACCAGAUGCAAUUACUGCAUCCAAUGUGGCUCCAUGGUUUUUCACAGUUGGCGCUAGCACAAUGGAUCGCGUUUUCACUAGUUUUGUUAUACUUGGCAAUAAUAAGCAUUUAAGGGGAACAAGUCUUUCAGACACAGCCUUGCCUGCUGGAAAGUCUUAUCCUUUGAUAUUAGCAGCUGAUGCAAAAGCUGCUAAUGCAACAACUGCAAAUGCUACGCUAUGCGGACCUGGAACACUUGAUCCUUCCAAGGCUGCAGGGAAGAUCAUAGUCUGCCUUCGAGGUGGUAAUAUUGCAAGAUUAGAUAAGGGAAUUGAAGCUGCUAGAGCAGGUGCUGUUGGGAUGAUAUUGGCAAAUGACCAAUCUAGUGGGAAUGAACUUAUAGCUGAUCCUCAUCUACUUCCUGCUUCACAAAUCAAUUACACUGAUGGUUUAGUUGUUAUUGCCUACAUAAAUUCCACCAAAAAUGCGGCGGCAUCAAUUUCUCCUGUACUCACAGAACUGGGAGUCAAGCCAGCUCCAGAGAUGGCGGCAUUUUCUUCUAGGGGACCUAAUUCAAUUGAUCCAGAAAUCCUUAAGCCUGACAUCACUGCACCUGGAGUUGAUGUACUCGCUGCUUAUUCUGAAGUAGCAUCGCCAUCUGAAUCAAUAUCUGAUGCCCGCCGGACUGCAUUCGCUAUAAUAUCUGGCACUUCAAUGUCAUGCCCUCACGUCUCUGGUAUUGUUGGCCUUCUCAAGUCACAACACCCAGAUUGGAGUCCUGCUGCUAUCAAAUCUGCCAUCAUGACUACUGCAACAACACGAGCCAAUGAUGGGAAGCCUAUACUUGAUGCAGAUGGGAAAAAUGCAACACCUUUUGCAUAUGGUGCUGGACAUAUACGUCCAAACCUUGCAGCAGAUCCCGGCCUAGUUUAUGAUUUAACUUUGAAUGAUUACCUAGACCUUCUUUGUCACCAUAAGUACAACAUAUCCUUUAUACGAUCAUUCGGAAAUGCUUCUUAUACAUGUCCUGAGCAUUUUAGUGUAUCGACAUUCAACUACCCUUCGAUCACAGUUCCAAAACUCACAGGCUCAACCACUGUGAUUCGCAGAGUCAAGAAUGUAGGCUCUCCAGGGACAUAUAAUGUUCAUGUCUUGGCACCCUCUGGAAUUACUGUUGUGGUUGAACCUGAAAGCUUGUCAUUUACAAAAACUGGUGAGGAGAAGAUGUAUAAGGUUACUUUUAAGCCUGCUGUGAAUAGCACCGAGCACAAAGACUAUGUUUUUGGGGAGCUAAUUUGGUCGGAUGGGAAGCAUAAGGUCAAGAGCCCUCUUGUGGUUAAACAUAUGUAG